Molecule: messenger RNA, 1386 nt
Organism: Penicillium oxalicum
Lineage: Eukaryota; Fungi; Ascomycota; Eurotiomycetes; Eurotiales; Aspergillaceae
Gene: nuf2
Product: kinetochore-associated Ndc80 complex subunit NUF2
Exons: 4
Coding region: 1-1386 (461 amino acids)
Biological process (GO): meiotic chromosome segregation; mitotic spindle organization; kinetochore organization
Cellular component (GO): Ndc80 complex; kinetochore
Molecular function (GO): protein-containing complex binding
Source: RefSeq, a predicted model, not a curated record
AUGGCUUACAACUCUCGAAUGAGUAUGGCUGGCUCUCAACAGCACAAUAAUCGGUCCCGCAAAAAGGAAGAUGACAAUGACGCAUUGAUGCGCCUGCCAGAUAAGGAAAUCGCAGGAUGUAUCAACGACAUUGGAAUCCCAUUCACUGCUGCAGAUUUAUUGAAGCCUAAUGCGCAACAAAUUCAAAUGGUGUUUGAGUGGUUCGCAGAGCUUCUUAUGAACAUCACACGCGAGACGGUUGAGCCGGCGAUGCAUGCCGCCGCUGAAGAUAUUUGCGGCGACUACCCCGACAUCAUUCCCAACGACACGCGCAACCUCAUGGGUUUUUUCGUGAGCAUCCGGACAUUGCUUGCCGAGUGCGGCGUAAACGACUUCACCUUCACUGAUCUCACAAGACCGACCCACGACCGUCUGGUCAAGAUCUUCUCCUACCUCAUCAACUUUGUCCGUUUCCGCGAGUCGCAGACACCAGUGAUAGACGAGCACUUCAACAAGACUGAGAAAACAAAGACUCGGAUUGAGCAACUCCUGGCUGAGAACCAGGAAAUGCAGCAGCGCCUGGCCGAAAUGCGCCGAGACCAACAAGCCAACGAAAUUCAAGUUCGAGAGAAAGUCGCGCGAAACGAUGCUCUUAAAGCUCGACUCCGAGAACUGGGAGCGGAGCAAUCGCGCGUGGCAGAGACGCUUGAUCGGGUCAAGGGGGACAGGGCACGGCGACAACAGCAGCUAGAGGAGAAAAUGGAGCGAACCGUCCGCGCGCGGCAGGAAGCCGAAAAAUUGCGGCCUUAUGUCCUCGAGUCCCCCGUCACACUUCAAACUUCAUUGACCGAGCUGGCCGAGAAUCUGAUGCGCGAGAAGGCGCAAAUCGACGCGAUGGAACGGCGCGCUCGGGCGCUUCAGACCUCAUCCGAUACCUUCACAGUCGUUUCGAACGAUGUGCAAGCGUGUGUCAAAUUGCUCGAGGAUAUCUCCAACGAGCUUCAGAAAGAGGAAGAGGAAGAGGCCCGCGCCGCGCGAAACAAGGAUGCGAUCUCAGACAAGGGUAACACCGUGCGAGAAGUCGAGCAGACAGAAAAGCUCCUCCAACGCCAGCUGGCACGUUGGCAAGAACGUAUCGAAGCGUUGCGCAAAUCGGCUCAGGAAAAGGCCGAGGCUGCACAGGUGCGGAUGGAAGAGCUCCGAAUCGUACAAAAGCAGCUCCGCGAAGAGCGCGCCGAAAAGCAGCGGGACAUGGAACGGAGAAGAAUUCGAAUUGAGCAAACGGAGAAGAAGAUGGUUGAUCUCAAAGAGAACAUUGAAGGCGAGAUUCAAGCGGCCCAUGACCAGUACCUGAAGCUUGAAUCCCACAUCAAGCUGUAUAUCACCGAGAUGGAGAAGUCUCUGUGA